AUGUGGAGUCUGCUCUGCGUCCUUAUCGGCAUAUCAUAUGCUGCCGAGGUCUGUUUUGAUGAGCUGGGCUGCUUUACCAACCUGCCUCCCUGGGGGGGCACUGAGCAGAGACCAGUGUCCGUCCUGCCCUGGCAGCCAGACGCGAUCGGCACUCGCUUCCUCCUCUUCACCCAGAAGAACCGCUACUACCAGGAGAUCAAGACUGACGAAACCAUCCAUGCAUCAAACUACGGCAAGACCAGAAAGACUCGAUUCAUCAUUCCUGGUUAUUUGAAGGCAGGCGGUGAGGACUGGCCCCAGGAGAUGUGUAAGGUUAUGCUGAAGGUCGAGAAUGUGAACUGCAUUGCUGUGGAGUGGAAGAAAGGCGUGAAGACUCAGUACGCCCAGGCGGCCAAUAACGCCAGAGUGCUGGCGGCCCAGGUGGCCUUCAUGAUCCAAUUCCUCAAGGUGAACUUCAGCCAAACCAGUGAUACGUUCCACAUCAUCGGACACAGCCUUGGAGCUCACGCUGCAGGAGACGCUGGCAGCAGGACACCUGGCCUCGCACGCAUCACAGGACUAGACCCCACUGAACCCUACUUCCAGGACACUGAUGCCUCCGUACGCCUGGACACCAGCGACGCCGCCUUUGUGGAUGUCAUUCACACUGAUGGAAGUCCUUUCAAGUCCAAACUUGGUCUGGGCUUGUCUCAGUCUGUGGGCCACAUUGACUUCUACCCCAACGGGGGGGAGCUGAUGCCCGGCUGCUCCGCCAACAACGGCCUUCCCUCCAGCUUAGAUGCCUUCUGGGAGGGUACCAAGAAGUUCGAUGCCUGCAACCACGCCCGGGCCUACGAGUACUACAGCGAGAGCUUUUAUAAACGCCAAGGCUUUGUAGCAUACCCCUGCCCCAACGAGGAUAGUUUUGCUGCUGGAAAGUGUUUCCCAUGUGCAGACGACACAUGCCCUCAGAUGGGCUACUACGCUGACAGGUUCACGGUGACUAAUGGCGUUUCAGAGACAAAGUACUUCCUCAACACGGGCAGUUCACAGCCCUUUGGCCGUUACAGCUACAAAGUGAAGGUAACCCUAGACGGUCCCAGCUGGCCUAACCCAGGCUUCAUGUAUGUGGCACUCGCUGGAGACAAUGACAGCACCAAGGAGUACAAGCUUCAUAGUGGUACACUGAAGCCUGGACGCACCUAUGAGCUGCUGAUGGACGCCGAGGUGGACAUCGGGGAGGCUACAGAGGUGAUGUUUCGGUGGAACAACCACGUCCUUAACCCCUUGAGACCCAAGUACGGUGCAUCCGAGGUGGAACUGCAGAGGGGAAGAGAUAACAAGAUUGUCUUCUUCUGUGGAAUAGAGAAGGUGGCCGAGGACACGAUCCAGCACGUGCUCCCAUGCUGAGCGUAACCAGCCACAAUAAGUGCUCAGGGUUAUUUAGGGUUUUUCAGUAAAGUUGUAGCAUUCAAACCUCGUCAGCCCUCUCAUU
Etheostoma cragini (Arkansas darter) is the source of this 1474-nucleotide messenger RNA. RefSeq names its product inactive pancreatic lipase-related protein 1-like. Gene Ontology annotation, molecular function: protein binding; triacylglycerol lipase activity. Gene Ontology annotation, biological process: lipid metabolic process. The transcript has 12 exons. The record is from RefSeq and is a predicted model, not a curated record. Bases 1 to 1389 code for a protein of 462 amino acids. Lineage: Eukaryota; Metazoa; Chordata; Actinopteri; Perciformes; Percidae.